Molecule: messenger RNA, 1019 nt
Organism: Scomber scombrus (Atlantic mackerel)
Lineage: Eukaryota; Metazoa; Chordata; Actinopteri; Scombriformes; Scombridae
Product: caprin-2-like
Exons: 3
Coding region: 16-723 (235 amino acids)
Molecular function (GO): protein binding
Source: RefSeq, a predicted model, not a curated record
ACAUCAUUGAUCCAAAUGCAUAAAAAGGAGCCAGUGAGUCCUAAAAAGUCAGAUCAUAGGAAACAGAAAGAUCCUGAAUCAACUUUGAAGAUGAAUCUUGUCAUUUUUUUGGUCAUGUCGUUGUUUUGCCGGCUGACUCUGUGCCAAGAUGUUCUUAUUACUCCUGACACAGAACAGACUGAGACGCAAUCUGUCUGUAAUCCUGAUGUGCGAGAACUCCUGAAAGAGUUAGGUGCCUUGAGAGAAAAAGUGGGAGGCUUGGAAAACAGGCUGAAGGAAAGCGAAAAGCAGAUUGAAGAACUGAAGAGCAAAGAAAAACGUCAGGUUAUUUUCAGUGCAGCGGCAGAUGGAAGUGGACACAUUGGACCCUUUAACACACACACGACCUUAAUCUACAAAACAGUGAUGAUCAACACUGGCAGCGCCUACAAUCAAUUCACAGGUAUUUUCACUGCACCCGUUACAGGCGUUUAUUACUUUAUCUUCUUUUAUCAUGCCGGAGGAAACAACCCAACAGAUCUAUCGCUCUUCAAGAACAAUGAGCUUGUGUCUAUGGCCUAUGACCACCGUACAGAGCAUGACGGGGCUGAUAAUGGAGGCAACGCAGUGUUCCUGCAGCUGCAGCAAGGGGACCAGGUGUUUGUGCGCUUGGGUGAAAAUACACAUAUUUGGGCACAUACACACAUUACCACUUUCAGCGGUUUUCUGCUUAGUCAAGGAUGAGAAAGAGUGCAUGAUGAUCGGACUGAUAAAUAACAGGAUAUUCUAAUAAAUGAUUUUAUGCUUUCAUCAUAGUGUGUCAAAAUGUCUCCACGAACCCUAAAAAACAGGCUUGAAAGAAGAAGAACAGCAGUUAGAAAAACUUAAAUGGGGACAAUCUUUUAAAGGAGUCAGUGCAUCCAUGGUUGUUUAGUAUCAACAAUGAAACCUUUAACCAUUGAACUGCAUUUUGUCAAAUCAUUUCAUACAUUUUGUGAAAUGUUGUGUUCUCAUUUUUGUAAAUGUGUUUUCCAAAGAUA